UUCUUGAUUGAAAAUCAGCAAUCAGCCACAGACGACAGACGCGGAGCCUGUUUGUACGUGGACUCUAAAAAUGACGGCGCUCUUAUCAAAGUAACAGGCUGCAAUGACACUGACGCAAAACAGAACUGGGCUUACACUCUUAAAGGACAGAUUAUGAACUCAUUUUCCAAGUUGUGCAUUGAUUCAAACGGAGCCUCCACGGGCUCGAAACUGAUACAGAGUAAGUGCGAUCCUUCUAAAGAUGAUCAAAGCUUCCAAUGUGACUUGACUGUUCGAACUCUCAAAAGGCGAAGAUCUGAUCAAUGUUGGACAGUUGGUAAGACGAGCUUAAAUGGUGCUGGCUCUCUCGUUCAUCUUGGUUCACUGAAGUGUAUUCAUCCUCAAGGGGGAGGGAACAAUGUAGCUGAGGGCAACAAGUUGGUUAUUUAGGAAGGGUGUAGUCUUGACAGAUUAGAAUUUGUCCUUCAAAAUGGUAACCUGAAACACACCAAGAGUGGGAAAUGUGUACGGCCAAUGGGAGCCAUUAAAGAUGGUGUAGUUCUUGGUUUAUUUUCAUCAUGUGGGGGACAUCAGUUUAGUUUCACUGCUGGAGGAUCUCUUCAACACGUUGCAAGCAAAAAAUGUGUUAACACAAGACUGGGAAAAAUGAAACCGGCAAACAAUGAAGACAUAGUGCUUAACAGUGGUUGUGAGAACAGUGCCACUUCUCUGAACAAAGAACAUCUCUUGUUCAGUUUUAUACCAACUGAUCCAAACGUUCAUCUUGACAAGUGCAGUUACUUUGAACAAGCGAGACUAGAUCAGCGGUUCGAAGUUGCGGAUGAACCAGUAUUGAGCAUCUGUGGCAAGUUCGCUAGAAAUCUGGCUUUCAAGAAGACAACGGAACAAUCAAGCACUGAUUCUAACGGUUUCAGCAGCAGAGCCGUGGAUGAAAACUAUUCUGUCUAUUAUAAUGAAAAAUCUUGCACUCACACAAAGAAAGAACAGAAUCCAUGGUGGAGGGUGGAUCUUGGAAGGGAGUAUAUUGUAACAGACGUCCUGAUUGUAAACCGAUAUAACAACUUUGAAAGACUCAAGAACUUUGACGUCAGGAUUGGCAUCAUUAGAAACAACUUGAAGAACCCCUCGUGUGGUGACCGCGUGAGGACGGUAGGCCAGGGACAAGGUCUAAGGGUGCAGUGUGAUCCACCAAUCCCAGGUCGAUACGUGUCAGUGCAGAUGUUUGGGGAAGGAAUUCUAACCAUGUGUGAAGUUGCAGUUUACUCUCGAGUUGGCUCCUUUGCAGAUCUUUGUCAACUUGAUAAUGGCGGCUGCUCACAGGUUUGUUAUAACUUGUGUAAUCUUCGAGUCAGGUGUGGUUGCUGGCCUGGUUACACUCUCGCUUACGAUGGAAUAACUUGUGUCGCUGUCGUGCUUCAAACAUUUAAUGGCCGUUUGUAA
Messenger RNA from Stylophora pistillata, 1440 nucleotides. RefSeq lists its product as uncharacterized. Gene Ontology annotation, molecular function: calcium ion binding. The record is from RefSeq and is a predicted model, not a curated record. NCBI's taxonomy places the organism in Eukaryota, Metazoa, Cnidaria, Anthozoa, Scleractinia, Pocilloporidae.